GCAUCAGCAGCUGCUGAGGCCAAGUUCAUCAGCUCACACGCGCUAGGAAUGGCAUUGCUGCACACUACCAGAUCACACAACAACACAGUAUAUGGGAAAAUUCACACAGACAGCAACACGCUUAUUUACAAAUGAUCCGAUGCACAUUAGGGCAUAGCAAGUUGAGGAAACCUGUACCGGAGACACCUCACAAAAACAACAGCACAUACAGAUAGAUAGAGCACCAGUCAGUCAAGAGGAGAGGGGGGUUCAGUCCUUCAAAGAAAGAUAAGAAAACAUCACACUUCAAUUGUUGGAGAAAAACUGAACGCGUCAGCGUUAUUUGGAAGUUUUUUUUUUGCGAUUUUUUUUGCAUACUGGCCUAUCAUCACAUCUCGGCAUCCUUACAAAUAGCAUCGGUCCACUUUGGAAGUGACGAGUGUGCCAACAAUAGUGGUAGGGCAUAAAAUACUUUUUUUGCAAUCCUCUCAUUCUAAUCUAGGUUUAACGAUUUGGUCAGCGAACUAUUGCUAACUUUUGUUGUGUCUAUGGUGUAAGUCUAAAACGUAAUCUAUUUCAAAACGUUAACUUGCAUUGUUUUGUUCGUAAAAAUAACAUUUGGAUUGGAAUUUUGGAGAAAGAUGCUGUGCGCACCGAGAAUGGAAACAGGUCCGCGAUUGUGGCUUUAAGCCCUUUCUUUUUCUAAUAUCUUAACAACCAGUAUUCUAUUUGAUUAUCUUACAGAGAUAAAACUUCAGUAAAUUCUAAAUAACCUUAUUGGUGAGCUUUUUAUUGGUGAACUUCCGUUCCCGAAGAAGCGCCUGUCAGUUUGUUCUCCUGUUAACUUUGUAGGUAGCCUAAAACUUCCUGACCGGCUGUCACUUCUUAUAUUUCAACUUCUAGAUUACCAGAUAUCAAUAACUCUAAUCAAUGUUUCACUUGUACAUAUAGGAAACGCUAAACUGAAUGGAUACAUCUAAUUUCUGAAAAGAUAAGAAAUAUAAGGCUUGACUUUUCAACAUUUUACGCAAGAAUUACGCGGGAUAGUUGCAGUAGGAUAUUUGGCAAAACAUCAUCAACAUUUUGUCAUUAUAUCUAGAUAAAGAUAAAUAACAAUAUUCAUUUAUCUCUCCACGGUCUCCAAACCUACACACCCCUGCGUAGAGGACGCGUUUCCUGCCCCGCACACCACCGGCAUCAAUGUCAUUGCUAACCUCCUGAAAGCUGCAGUUAUCUCGUCGCUGAUACAGAGAGAAAUCCAGACAUAGAAUGGCCGAUGAGCUGGUAACCAUCACUCAUGGGAUUGUGGUGUGACUUGUUCGGCUGGAGGGAAGACUGCUGAUAUUCUUUGAAAAAUCUUCAUAGACUCAGUGCGUGUUCAAUCUACCAGAGCAGGGAUGAUCCGGAUCUUCCCGGAUUUCAGCGUUCAGGUGACGGCGGCAGGUGGAGGAGCCGGGGGAAUGCCAUCAGGUCCUGCGGUGGGGAGAAUCCCCGGUACCACUAACGGGAACCCGCAGAACGUCCAGGGGAUCACGUCCUAUCAACAAAGGGAAAUUAAAACCCUACACCCUUUCUGCAUGGAGGGAUCAGAGGAGGAGGCCGUAGUUGAUGCCCAAUUCAUGUCCAAAUUCCCCCACGACCCUUACUGGGAGAGGCCUGCUAAUACCAGCUCGUGUUCAGCCUCUAGGCCCAAGACACUCCACCUUGGAGGGCAACAACAUACCUCAUCGCCAUGGUUGCAGGCUCUGAGGAAGGAGAAGUCCCGGGAUGCGGCUCGCUCGCGGCGGGGGAAGGAGAACUUUGAGUUCUAUGAGCUGGCCAAGAUGCUGCCCCUGCCCGGGGCCAUCACCAGCCAGCUGGACAAGGCUUCCAUCAUCCGCCUCACUAUUAGCUACCUGAAGAUGAGGGACUUCGCCAACCAGGGGGACCCACCAUGGAACCUGCGCAUAGAAGGCCCACCACCCAACACCUCCGUCAAAGCUAUAGGAGUACAGCGAAGGAGGACUCCCAGUGCAGUAGCCUCAGAGAUCUUCGAGCCACACCUCGGGAGCCACAUAUUGCAGUCCCUGGAUGGAUUUGUAUUUGCACUAAACAAGGAGGGAAGGUUUUUGUACAUCUCUGAGACGGUGUCCAUAUACCUGGGACUUUCACAGGUGGAGCUGACAGGCAGCAGUGUGUUUGACUACGUCCACCCUGGCGACCACGUUGAGAUGGCAGAGCAGCUGGGCAUGAAGCUGCCUCCAGGCCGAGGCCUCCUCUCUCAGGGCACUGCCACAGAGGACGGCGCCAGCUCUGCCUCCUCCUCCUCACACGCAGAGACCCCCGAGCCAGUUGAGUCCACCAGCCCCAGCCUGCUUUCCCCAGACAACACUCUAGAGCGCUCCUUCUUCAUCCGUAUGAAGUCCACACUGACCAAGAGAGGUGUCCACAUCAAGUCUUCAGGCUAUAAGGUGAUCCAUGUUACAGGCAGGCUGAGAAUCCGGAUGGCAUUGACCCACAGUCGGUCUGUACCCAUUCAGAUCAUGGGCAUGGUGGUGGUAGCCCACGCCCUCCCCCCUCCCACCAUCAACGAGGUGCGCAUAGACUGCCAAAUGUUUGUCACCAGGGUCAACAUGGACCUCAACAUUGUCUACUGCGAGAAUAGAAUUAGUGACUACAUGGACCUGACGCCAUUGGACAUCGUAGGGAAGAGGUGUUACCAGUUCAUUCAUGCGGAGGACGUGGAGGGCAUCCGGCACAGCCAUUUAGACUUGAUAAACAAGGGACAGUGUGUGACCAAGUACUACCGCUGGAUCCAGAAGAACGGUGGGUACAUCUGGAUCCAGUCCAGUGCCACCAUCGCCAUCAAUGCCAAGAACGCCAAUGAAAAGAACAUAAUCUGGGUCAACUACGUACUCAGUAAUCCAGAGUACAAGGACACUCCAAUGGACAUCGCCCAGCUGCCCAACCUUCCAGAGAAAGCCUCUGAGUCUUCAGAGACUUCCGACUCCGAGUCCGAGUCCAAGGAGAACUCUGAAGACAACGAGAACUCGAAGUCGGACGGGAAGGGGAACCAGACUGAGAACAGCGAGGACCCGGAGACAGACAGUAAAAAGCAGCAGCAGGGCCAGUCGUCCUCAGAGCAGGAGAUGAGGCGUCAGGAGGAGGGAGACAGCUCCUCCAACCCAGAGAGCCAGGAGAGCGAGGAUGACCUGGAGCCCAGCGACUGCGAGCUGGAGACCAAGGAGAGCAGACUAGGCCGACUGGGGGGCCUGCACAUCAAGGUGGAGCACUAUGGAGAUAGAGAUGGAAGAGUGGAGCUGCACAACUCGCCGUCCUCCUCUGAAGAAGAGGAAGAUGAUGACGAUGAUGAGGAAGAUGAUGAUGAUGACGACAGCGUUAAAGACUGUGACAGGGCCACUGAGAUGCUCGCCGCCCCCGCCGCCAGCAAGCAGCAGAAGCGUAAGAAGAGGAGGAAAAAGCAGAAGUGGGACGGUAGUCGUUCUAGACGCCUGCGCCUCUCCUCUGCCACCACCAGCCCUGGCACCAUGAACCACCCCACCCUCCUGCUGCCCCCCUCCCCUGCCAGUGCAUCCGUGCUCAAGAUCAAAACGGAAAUGUCCGAGCCCAUCAACUUCGACAACGACAGCAGCAUCUGGAACUACCCUCCUAACAGGGAGAUCUCCAGGAAUGAGUCCCCCUACAGCAUGACGAAGCACGUCCCAACCCACGACACCUUUCCCUCCCCACAGCCUGGCAGUCUGCAGGUCUCCAUCCCAGACUCAGUGCUCACUCCCCCAGGAACAGAGGGAGGAGGCGGGGGUGGAGGAACCAGGAAGGGCGUACCCCCCUCCUUCAACGGUAACAGCAGCGCCCCCUCCUCGGCCUCCAGCGUGGCCAGCCUGGCCCCUCCCUCCAGCUCUGGCUCCUCCUCCGACCCCCUGUCCCCACCCCUCUCAGCCUCGCCGCGCGACAAGCAGCAGGGUCAGGGCACCCCCACCACCUCCAACUCCUCCUCCUCCCUGCUGUACACCAGCGACCUGGAGGCCCUGCAGAGGUUGCAGGCUGGGAACGUGGUGCUUCCUCUGGUCCACCGGGUCACCGGCACCCUUGCCACGACCAGCACUGCCGCCUCCCGGGUGUACACCACUGGCACCAUCCGCUAUGCCCCCGCCGACGUCACCUUGGCCAUGCAGGCAGGCGCCAACCUGUUGCCCAACAACGUUGCCCACGCUAUGAACUUUGUGGAUGUCAACGGUAGCCCCGGGUUCGGCAUCGACCCCAAGACGCCCAUGGAGAUGCUGUAUCAUCACGUCCACCGGCUCAACAUGGCUGGCCCCUUUGGCGGUGCCGUGUCCGGCGCCAGCCUCACCCAGAUGCCAGCAACCAAUGUAUUCACCACGGCAGAGGGACUGUUCUCUACUCUUCCAUUCCCUGUCUACAGUAACGGGAUACACACCACACAAACUCUGGAGCGCAAAGAAGAUUAAAGCAAAACACCAAGACCAUAUUACUGUGUUCAACUGUCAAAGACUCGUUGAGGCAUAAGACUGUGUUUCAAGUGGAAAAUAAAUAUAUUCUAGCACUUUGAAUUUGAGCUAACGAGCUUAUAUAAUAGAAAUGAAUGGCCCCAUGUCUUUCUAUCUUUUCGCUCUCUCUCUACUGACUCCCACUCUAUCAAUCUCUCGUUCUCUUCUUACUCCUCUUACAGUACAAUGGACAUUUUCUCUGAUCAAACUAAACGGACUAUUCUUUAUUGUAAAGAAUUCCUUUUUGCCUACAGAGAAUGCAUAUUACCGUUGGUCUCCUACUGGAGUCUUGGGUAAACUACUUUUUAUUUGAGUUGAUUAUGUUGCAUCUUUAUGAAGAUGCCUAGUGUAUUUAAAGGUUGAUGGCGGAAAAGAUGUUUCUAUGGAAAGAAACCCUUGGAUGGUUUUGCUCCACAUCUUGAUGUGAUCAAGGUUGACGAAGACAAAAGGAUGUUCCCUGUUUGACAUGGUCAUAGACAUAACCUUAAAAGAAAGAGAUUUGAAAGUUAUUUCAUAAUGAGGGAAUAGUUGUCUAUUUUAGAAUUAAUUUUGAUUCUUUUUUUUAUAGCUCAGAUUUAACUUGCAAAUCAAGCAUUAAAAAAGCAAUUUCAUCCGGGUAUUGACCUGUGAAUAGAAUGUUACUACAAAUCCCAGGACUUUGGAACAAGAGACAGGUCAGUACGAGAUAUGUGUAUUCUCCCGGUUCCAUUUCCUCGGUUAUGUCUCAAGUGACACCCUAUUCCCUUUAUAGUGCGCCACUUUUUACCAGGGCCUAUGUGGCUCUGGUCAAAAGUAGUGCACUAUAUAGAGAAUAGGGUGCCAUUUGGGAUGCACGCCUUCUCUGCAGUUCCAUGGUGCUACUGUUCCAUCCAGUUACUACCCUCCUUCAGCAGGCUGAUGUAGGUUAUUCUGUUCCACAGCUCUCUCACAGAGAUGAGUGAUUGAGUGACAGCUGGGGAGAUUUCCUUCCUUCGGUAAAGUCAAACCUCUAAUCAACAUAUUUUCAUGUUCAUUACUACUCCCCUCAGUCAAGUUGUUUGAAAGGCUCGGUCGGAUUGGGCCUGAAGGAUAGAAUAUACCUAUAUGGAGCAGGUUGAUUUUGGUUGUAUUUUUUCAAAACUAGAUCACUUUUUCUCAGUGUAACUGAGGCUAAUUUGCAUCAUUAACUUGAAAAAUGAAUGUUUAACUUUGACCGGCUUCUGUCAAUUGUUUUUUCUACUCUACCCUUCCUCUUUCUCUUCCAUCCUAAACCUCACUACUAUCAACAACGGUCUCCCAAAUCUGUUCUUCCAUCAGCCAUUGUCGGACUCUCUGAAAUCACAUAUCAAGGAGAUUGUAAUAAGGACAUGCAUUUCAAUCAAACGGAAUAUGAGUUUUUUUUUUUAUCACAUUCCCACAUUUUUUCUCUGUUGCCAAAAAAAAGUUAUUUCACAGUUUGGUGUUAAGAACACUGUGAUUGUUGUUUAAAAAAAAUAGUAAUAAAAUGGAAAAACUGUCACUUCAUGUUUUGACAGCCGUCCAUCAAGUCAUCUAUUACCAAGCGUGAUAACCGUAAACGUGUACAAUGUGUAAGUGUCACUGGCUGUCAGUCUCCAUAGCGAUUUCAGUGUGUGUUACUAUAUGCAGUAUAUACUGAGCUGAUGUAGCCGUUUUGUCCUUUGUCUUCUCUGUGCUUUAUCUGUAGUCUGGGGUUGGACAGGGAACGUUUGUAACCCUCUCCGUCUCCUCUGCAGUCUUAGUGGACCCGUGGAGGUUAGUGGAUUUCGUGUGGUGGCCUUCCAAUGUAGCGUCACCUUUUUGCUGCUUCCUUUUGUCUGUAUUUCUUUCUGUUUCUGCUGUUGCUUUGCUGUUGUGUAGUCUACAGACCUCUCUUUCUCUCAGAGAUAAAAGUCUCUUAACUAGCUCAAAGGUUUAAGGAGCCAUUUUUUGCCACUGAGGAAUUCUGGGAUAACAGUUUCCAGCUUGCAUUUACCUACACUACGAAAAAUGACAACAAAAAGCUAAAGUAGCAUUUAGAUGUAUCUUCUAGACUGGAACCAUAAAAGCCUCAGUUGUGAAACAUUCCCAGAGUCCUUUGUGCUUCUUGUAUGCAUUGGGUGUAUUUCAUUGGUUUCCACCAAACCUGUUGACUUCAAGGACCCUGCAACUUACAGGACAAAAAGAUCACGGUAGCAUUUCAGGACAAUAAACAAUUUUAAAGAUUUCUAAAGAAAUGAAAAGAAAAAAUAUUUCGCACUAUAAAUCUAUUUUUAUAGCUAGGUGUUUUGGAAAUGCAUGUUAAUUAAGUUGAUUGUUUGGUUUAAUUAAUUUUGUUCGGUCCAGCAGCUUUGUCUCAACGUUCAGUGUUUUUUAGUCUGUCCAGCAAAGGGAGGGGGAGCCUUUGUCUUUUGAAAUGAAUCAGGCUACUCCCCUACAUCAGGAAACAGUGUCUGUGGUUUCUGUGAAGAUGUGUUGUUACUCAAAUCCAGGUCAUGAAAUAAAUGUGUUUUUAAAAAAAGAACAAAAAUUGGGGGUCGGUUGGUUGGAACGGUGGAAUGGUUGCAGGAGAGCGUAGUGUCACCACUUGAGAUUGAUUCUAUCCUAGAUGUUAGUGUUUUCUACGACGUAGCGAAGCGGGGUGAGAGUGGGAGACUGUCGGGUCGAGGGCAGCUCACUUAAAACAGACACUGUGGACGGACCAGGAAAUACACCCAUAUGUUACAACAGAACAGCAGGAUGAGCUGUUUUAAUGUCUCUGUGACUGUGUUGUGUCAAAAUGAAUUGCUGGUGAUUUAAACUUAAACUAAUCUCAGCUACUGUCAGAUAAAUAGUGUUUAAAAUUAAAAUAUGAAAAAUCACUUCAUUACCUGUGAAGACUGUGUCCGUGUUUUUAACUAUUUCUUGUACAAUUAUACAGAUUCUUUUAUGAGGAACUUGGUGCCAAGUAGAUGAAUACUACAGGAGAAGGGGAUUCUCUUAGUAUCAGUGUUAACAGUGUUAUAAAUUCUAAAUACAAACAAAUUAAAAUAUUAAAAAGAGAAAACGAUGGUACAUUUAUUAUUUUAUUUGUUUUGUUUUUUUCUUUGAAGAAAAAACACAUAACUAACUGAAGCUAACUUUGAGUGCCUGGCUUAUUUUAAAACAUUUUGAAAAACAUAUUUUUAUUUUCAUUUACCAUGAAUAAUGCUGCAAUUUCAGAAAUGUACAUACUUCAUUUUACGACAGGGUUAUUUUAUACUUUUGUAGGUUUCCAUCCAUUCAAAGAAACAUGUCAUACAUGGUUGUUCUUUCUGUAACAAGUUUUUUUUACCAUCUUACAUGUGCCAUAUUCAUAAUAAACUUCUCUUGGAUUUGUUCACA
Salmo salar (Atlantic salmon) is the source of this 7826-nucleotide messenger RNA. RefSeq names its product neuronal PAS domain protein 3 (gene npas3). Gene Ontology annotation, biological process: regulation of transcription by RNA polymerase II. The record is from RefSeq and is a predicted model, not a curated record. Lineage: Eukaryota; Metazoa; Chordata; Actinopteri; Salmoniformes; Salmonidae. Gene Ontology annotation, molecular function: protein dimerization activity; DNA-binding transcription factor activity, RNA polymerase II-specific; RNA polymerase II transcription regulatory region sequence-specific DNA binding.